Molecule: messenger RNA, 3857 nt
Organism: Lepidothrix coronata (blue-crowned manakin)
Lineage: Eukaryota; Metazoa; Chordata; Aves; Passeriformes; Pipridae
Gene: ISM1
Product: isthmin 1, angiogenesis inhibitor
Exons: 6
Coding region: 1-1386 (461 amino acids)
Biological process (GO): negative regulation of angiogenesis
Source: RefSeq, a predicted model, not a curated record
AUGGUGCGGCUGGCGGCCGAGCUGCUGCUGCUGCUGGGGCUGCUCCUGCUCACCCUGCACAUCACCGUGCUGCGCGGCGGCGGGGAGCCUCACGCCCCCACGGGCGCCGGCAACCACAGCCAGCGGCAGAACACACUGAGUGCAGAUGACCAUUCUCCUGAAGACAGCUUCACCCUGAACCCCGAGGACCACAGGGAAUACCCCGAUCUCCAGGCUGCCCACCGACCAUUCCCUAAACAGCGAUUCCGGCAGGAAAACGGGCACACGUCCCUGCAAAGAGAUGGACCCAGAUCUUUCCUCCUGGAUCUCCCAAACUUCCCCGACCUAUCAAAAGCAGACAUCAAUGGGCAGAACCCCAACAUUCAGGUUACCAUUGAAGUGGUGGAUGGCCCCGACACCGAGACAGACAAGGAUCUGCAGAAGGAGAGCAGCAAGCCCAGCUGGCCAGUCCCAUCACCUGACUGGAGGAGCUGGUGGCAGAGGUCCUCCACCUUGACUCGCAUGAGCAGUGGUGACCAGGACUACAAGUAUGACAGCACUACUGAGGACAGCAACUUCCUAAACCCUCUCGGUGGGUGGGAUGGUCAUGCACCCGGUCACCGGACAUUCGAGUCCAAGGAGCAGCCAGAGUAUGAUUAUAUUGAUGGUGAGGGCGACUGGAGCCCGUGGUCCCUCUGCAGCGUCACCUGCGGGAGCGGGAACCAGAAGCGGACGCGGUCCUGCGGAUACGCCUGCACAGCCACCGAGUCCCGGACCUGUGACAGGCCCAACUGCCCAGGGAUUGAAGACACCUUCCGGACAGCUGCCACGGAGGUGAGCUUGCUUGCAGGGAGUGAAGACUUCAAUGCCACCAAACUGUUUGAAGUUGAUACUGAUAGCUGUGAAAGAUGGAUGAGCUGCAAGAGCGAGUUCCUGAAGAAAUAUAUGCACAAAGUGGUCAACGAUCUUCCCAGCUGCCCAUGCUCCUACCCCAGAGAAGUUGCUUACAGCACUGCUGAGAUCUAUGAUCGCCUUAAGAGGAAAAACUUUCGCUGGAAAGAUGCAAGUGGUCCGAAGGAAAAACUGGAGAUCUAUAAGCCCACGGCACGAUACUGCAUCCGCUCCAUGCUCUCUCUGGAAAGCACAACACUGGCAGCACAGCACUGCUGCUAUGAUGACAACAUGCAACUGAUCACCAGAGGGAAGGGGGCGGGCACACCAAACCUGAUCAGCAUUGAAUUCUCAGCAGAACUCCAUUACAAAGUGGACAUUCUGCCUUGGAUCAUAUGCAAAGGGGACUGGAGCCGCUACAACGAGGCCCGGCCUCCCAACAAUGGGCAGAAGUGCACAGAAAACCCCUCAGAUGAGGACUACUACAAGCAAUUUCAAGAAGCAAGGGAAUACUGAGAAGGUUUUCCUCCUCAGAAAAUUCAGACACAAAGUAGCAUUCGUUUCCUGGAUGCCAAAGUACUGGUGGUGGCUGCUGCAUUGGCUCCUUGACAGGGGUUGAUCAGAUCCUUUCUAAUGAAUGUAUAUAGUUGUAAUAUAAUACAUAAGUAUUUUUCAUAGUGUGUGUAAUUUAUAAACACAUAUCUCUCUAUCUCACACACACCUAUUUUUACAUACAGACAUACAUAAAUCUUGUCCUGGUAGGAUUUUAUACUGCAAUAACAUUCAUGUAAUAAUGUGCAUUUCAUUUUAUUUCCCAACUGUAACAUAAUGGGGGGUUGGGGGUGGGCAGCUGCCUUCACCAUCAGGCCCCAAGGCCCCAGCUGAGGAGGCACAUAUUUAAAAGUUGUUAUAAACAAUAGGAUUGAAGAAUGUACUCUUCCAUAUGGGAAUGGUUUACAAGAUUAAUGCACCUACACCAUCAAUUUUCUCUAUAAUUGAUUUCGUGACUAGUCAUAUCUAAGAAGAGAAGAAUUUUUUUUGGAAGGGUAAUAGUCAAAAGUGAAUACAGAGAAUUCCUGGAGAUUUUUUCUUGGAAUUCUUCCUGUUACCUUCCAGCUCAGGUCUUUGCAGUCCAUCUGGGGUAGGCUUGCAGGAAGAUGUAGCUGUGGUUUUCCUAUAGGCCAGAAAAGGUCUCGAUGCAGUGGAGUCACAAACAACCCACUCUUGGAGCCAUCUCAGAUAUGGAGCUGCAGCUGUCAGGGUUUCCAUCUUAUGCUGGGGAGCAGAUCUUCAGGGCAGCUACCUCUGAACUGAGCACGCUGUGAGUCUUUGGAGGAGUGAGGCCAGAGAAGUAAUCCAUGUCAAAGGAAAAAAAAAAAAUCACAGCUCUUUCCCAGUUUUUAAUACGAAGAAUGUUUGGAUCUGCUUGUUUCUUUCUUUUAAGAAAAUAAAGAAGUUUAUUUUUUUAAAGGACAGGAAAAGUGGAAUCCAUAUGUUGAAUUUCCCUGGGAUAAAGCAUGCAACCAGCCCUUUCUCCCCAUUUUUCUUAUGCUGAGUGCACAGUGUCCUACAGAAGUAGCUAUUCUUUAAGGAAGCUCUCUGGGAGGAACUAUUGGUGAGUUAAAAUGUUUUAAUUUUUUUAAAAAGCUAGCAUUAUUUUUGUAAAGUAUUUAUUGAAUUGUAACAAUAACUCACAUGCGAGAUAUGUCUCUAACAUGAAAGGUUUCUGUAGAUGGAACUUGAUUGCCAAGAACAUGACUGUUGUUAGGCAAAGGUUUUAAUUCCAAAUUUUUAUAAAGUACAUAAAUACAUAAUCCUGUCAUUAAGCAGCUCAUCCCUGCAUUCUUAUGAAAGAUAAAAAUUACACCCAUGGGUAAAUAAAUACUUACAGUUCCAUCCUGCAAAAGACUGCCUUGCUGCAAGUCAGUGUCUUCAUUUGGAAAACUAAGGCUCAGUGUUACCAGAGGAAUGCCUGUUUUGGGGAUAUGUGGUCUGACACUCAUGUGUGCCCUGCAUGUGGAACCUCACACAGCAGCAAAGAUGACCGGUGUCGCAGUCAGCCUGAGCUGAAAGAUUCAAGACAAUGCCUUCUGCUAUAUACAGACACACACAGAUGAUAUUUAAGGUCCCUUCCAACCUAAACCAUUGCAGGAUUCUAUGAGAUGCUGUAGAUCUUUGGCUCUGUUGGGAUUUUGGGUCUGGUUGAUUGCAACCCCACUUACAGACAGGGGGUGCCCCCAGCACUAACACAGGCACAGCAACCCCGCUGAGUCUGGGCAGGGUCAGGCUUCUGUUGGUCUGCCCAGGUAGUCCAAAUCAGGGGCUACUGCACAUCUGCAACCUCAACUGGUCUGCUGAGGCAACCUCAGCAGCUGGAAACCUCGGCCAAGUCAUCCGAGCUUCUCGACACAGGCUUGAGUCGGAGGUGGGGGGAGGCGUGGAUGUGUUCUACCACAAGCUGGUAGUAACAAAACAUGGUUAGUUGAGCAAGAGGGUAAACAUGGGGAUCACCCCUUAAUUUUUAUAGAAACCAGAUUUUGUAAAUUCUUGCAAGGUCAUAAGAAGGCGCCACCAGCAAGCGGAGCGGUUAAAUUGACAGCAGAUGGAUGAAAGGCACAAGGAACUCCAGGAUCAGUCCCUUCAUAGGGAAGGCAGGUAUCUGCAACAUGGGGGAGAAAGCUCUUCUUCUUACUUCACUUAGGAGUGUGGGGGAACAACAUUCUCAGGUUUCUCUGGGAGGGAGAUGAGAGGACAAUCACAGUUCUUGAAAUAUAAAACACAUCCCUGCACUUUGUGGAUUAGUAAAUUAUGGUGGUGUUGAGAAAUGCUACUACACUGUUAACACAGAACAUAACACAAAAAGUGUCAGGGAAGAGGAAAAAUUAGUCUAAUAAAUGAAAUGACGCACGAAGUCUUACCGCUUGUAAUUUGCCAAGGCUGGAAACUCUGAGGCAGCCUAAUAAUCUCUGAUAGGACCUACCAGGUGU